AUGGAUGCCUUUCAUGGUGAUGACGAAUCUGAAGAAUUUACCACUGGACAUUUUGAGAAAAGACUUGGUAGUGUUCAUCUUCAGUUGAUGACUUUGCAUGAGGUCGAACAUUGUCCUCAAGUCUUUAAUAUGGUCAUCUUUGUUGCAGCUUUUAAUGACCAAAUCAUCAAUGUAACAUUCGACGGUCUUUCGGAGAUGUUCCUAGAAAAUCUUCGUCAUCGCUCGUUGGUACGUAGCUCCUACGUUCUUCAAGCCAAAGGGCAUGACUGUGUAGCAGAGGACACCAAGAGGUGUUCUGAAGGCGAAUCAUCAUCAGCAGCUCGACCAAACCCUAACCCUAGAUCCCCCAAAAUCUCGUUCCCAUUCCCGCUCCAGCUCCCGCACCCAAUCUCGCUCCGGUUCCCGCUCGCAGUCCCCCUCUCCCACCGGGCCGACGGUCACCGCCUCCUCUCGACGAGCUCAAUCCUCCUCAUUCUCUCCGAAAUUCCCCUCCCCCUCCUCGAGACUCCGCUCUCUCGCUGCCCGUCGCUAACAUGGCUCGUUUCCGGACGCCUCCGCCGCAUCCCGUCUUAUCCCAUUCGCCGAUGGCCGUCACUCCCUCGCCUCCUCUCCCGCUUCCCCAAUCUCACCGACCUCAACCUUGUACCCGCCGUCUUCUCCUCCUCGGAUUCUCGGCCUCUCCACUGCUCUGGCCAGGUUGUCCUCAGCCGUGGCAACGUCUCCAUCCAAAUGGACCAGGUUUCUUUUCCUACUGUUGGUGAUUGUCCCUUCAUUGACUCUGAUUCCAUCGACCGAGGGCUUGAGACUGUUGCCAGAGGCUGCCCUAACCUCCGGAGGCUGUCGGUGGCGGGGACUAAGUCGGGGCUUUUUCCAGUCUCUGAUGCCUGUGACACUCUUCAAGAAAUGGAACUCCACUGCUGCACUGAUCUCGCCCUUCGCUCUGUCUCUGGGUUUAGGAAUCUGCAGAUCUUGAAGCUGGUGGGGUCAGUAGAAGGUCUUUACAGUGGGCCAGGCGUCAGCGACAUUGGGCUUACAAUCCUCGCCCACGGUUGCAAGCGGCUGGUAAAGCUUGAGCUCAGUGGGUGUGAAGGGAGCUAUGAUGGGAUAAGCGCUAUUGGCCGAUGUUGCUUGAUGCUGGAGGAGCUGACCUUGUCUGACAACAGAAUGGAUGCUGGGUGGAUGGCUGGGCUCUCUUUUUGUCGGAAUUUGAAGACAUUGAAGCUUCAGAGUUGUAGGAAGGUUGAUGAGGAUCCUGGGCCUUUAGAACACUUGGGUUCAUGCCGGACGAUCGAGAGGGUUCAGAUUCAGCGGUGCCAGUUGAGGGAUAGAAAGAGCUUGAAGGCCUUGUUCACGAUGUGCGAGUCAGCGAGAGAGAUUAUGUUUCACAAUUGUUGGGGGCUAGAUGAUGAGAUGUUUGGUGUUGCUAGGAUUUGCAGGAGAGUGAAAUUGCUGUCUUUAGAAGGAUGCUCACAGUUAACAACCGAAGGUCUUGAAUCGGUGGUAUUGUUAUGGACUGAUCUCAAAAGCCUCACAGUGGUAUCGUGUAACAAUGUAAGGGAUGAUGCGGUGUCGCCUGCCCUUUCAAACUUGUUCACUGUUCUAAAAGAGUUCAAAUGGCGGCCUGAUUCCAGAUCUGUUCUUGCAAUGAGCUUAGCAGGGACAGGAAUGGGAAAAAAGGGUGGAAGAUUUUUCAAUAGAGUGUGAAGCCGUUCUAUAUUUUCAUGAGGCUUGUGUGAGAUCUCAGAUAUCCAUUACAGUGGAGGAGACCUUGAUGGCAAUUUAAGAGGGCCCUUAUUUAUUAGUAUUGUACCUUAAUUAUUACUGUAAGCGCAUGAUUUUUUUUUGUGCAGAUAAACACCACUGUCUUAGUGCUUCAAAUUUCCUGCUUCUGCAUGGAUAUCAGCUUUCUCAGGGGCUCUUUUCAUCUACCAUCAGGGCAGCUGAAGGCAAUUACCGACCCCUUUAGGUAGUUUGAUUUUAAAUCUGUUACCUCUUUCUAAGUAUUAUCUUUCUAAGUAUUAACUUACUGAUAGUUGCUUCGCUUUAGAGCAGACUUUCAAUUGCAGUGUUAUACUUGCUUGUUUCUAGAUGGUUAAUGUAUUUGAUGAGUAGCUAGUUCUGCAUCUAACAAUGAUGCUAGGAAUUGAUGAGAUCGGAAAUGUCACUGUGUACCCCAACAAGUCACUCUGUUCCCUCAUUUAUUUCUUAUUUAAACGCUUUGUAAGUUCCUGCA
This is a messenger RNA of Asparagus officinalis (garden asparagus), 2233 nucleotides long. Its product is annotated as F-box protein At5g07670-like. Gene Ontology annotation, biological process: SCF-dependent proteasomal ubiquitin-dependent protein catabolic process. The record is from RefSeq and is a predicted model, not a curated record. The coding region runs from base 1 to 1704 and encodes 567 amino acids. Gene Ontology annotation, cellular component: SCF ubiquitin ligase complex. The transcript has 3 exons. NCBI's taxonomy places the organism in Eukaryota, Viridiplantae, Streptophyta, Magnoliopsida, Asparagales, Asparagaceae.